Messenger RNA from Symbiodinium natans, 1146 nucleotides. The record is from the annotation of a GenBank genome assembly. Lineage: Eukaryota; Dinophyceae; Suessiales; Symbiodiniaceae.
AUGGGGCAGCUUACAGGUCGACUGGCCCUGGGAGCUGUCAGCGCGGCAGCAGAGGACUACAUGGCCAGAGUCGAUCCAUCCAUACACACGUGGACGAGGACCGUUCGCGUGGCCGAAGAGACGUUCCUUCUUCUGGAGAUGCAUCAAGGGCACCUCCGAGCGUUUUGGAAUGGAGAUGCAGAGGUGGACCUGCCAGAAGAGCAGCAAGAGGAGCUACUGAAUGUAUUCCCUGCAGAUGCGCUCACCGUGGAAGCCCGUGUGCCACAAAUCCAUGGUGAGAACUGGGCGGCCAAGCUCCGUCGGCAUGCUGUGGGACACCGCGUGGAUCCAAACUGUGCGGUGAACAGCGAGAAUCACUUGGAGAAAGAGAUCCUGGUUGUUUUCCGCCAGCUGCGCAGUCGUCCUCUUGGUUCCGUGUUGACCUUUGGGGGCCUGUAUGGUGGUGUCCACGGCAGAGGAGCCGAUGUGCCGGAUGAUCCUGCUGUUGAGCUCAUGUUGGAGCUGCAGCGAUUGGGCACCUCGCAAGUACAGGGGCUGUGUGUGUUCUGCGACGGCGAUCAGGUCACAUCUCUUACACGGGCGAGCCAAUUACAGAGCGCAAUGCGCAUAUUGAACCCUGCGGAAGAGCUGCGCUCGGCAUCGCCGGAACUGACCCUUCCGCCAGAGUUUGCAGGUCAAGUUGACCUUCUCCGCCUGGAUGCGCUCCAACAUGCAGUCUCCUGCCAGCUCCUUCGCAACUUGUUGCGUGCCGGCGUGCGGCCUCGGCUGGUGGCUCUUUUGGUGCUCAGCCAGGUGCCGCCGCCUUUCAAGUACUUUCCGCUCAGCGUUCCCGGGCAUGACGCUCCUCCGGCUUUGAUGACGUGCUCGCUAUCUGGAGCAAUAGAGGUGCUACUCAAGUAUGACCUGUUCUUGAUCCGCUUGACUGGCCCAUAUGCGCUGUUCGUGCAACGGAGCGAAUGGCCUGAGGAACUGCCCAUCAACGAGUUCGACUGCUAUCGCAAGGCGUCCGUGUGGGGCUUGGAGGACAUUCCCCUGCCAUUUGUUCGCGAGUGGCUCCGGGAAGAUGUAGAUGAGGUUCUACCACGGCUGUGGAGAAACCUCAGCCAAUUGCACUUCGACGGGGGCCCCUUCACCUUGGCUGUGUGA